Messenger RNA from Xyrichtys novacula (pearly razorfish), 8739 nucleotides. NCBI's taxonomy places the organism in Eukaryota, Metazoa, Chordata, Actinopteri, Labriformes, Labridae. The record is from the annotation of a GenBank genome assembly.
GACCUCAUAUACAGCACUUUCACAGCUUUCAGUACAAGAUAUUUGGAAAGCAGCUUUUCCUGAGUUACUUAGACCGGUUCUGUUCUUCCAAUGAGUGGAUCAGGUGGGAGUGGCUGCCGUCCCAGCAGACAUAAGUCUCCCUCCUCUCCGCGUCCUCCUCCCUCCUCUGGUUGUACUUGCGUGGAGCAGCUAGCAGCACGGCACUCUGCACACACCGGGAAGCAGCCUCCUGACUAAACUAAAUUAUUUUCACAUUUUCACACCGACGCUUUGCUUAAGAAACCAUCGAAGAAUCAUGUCCAGCUACCACAAACCCGAUGAAAAAACUCUGCAGGGGCUGAAAGACGUCGCUAACAAGCUCAGGAUCAACUCCAUUAAGGCGACAUGCGCCUCCAACUCUGGGUGAGUUAUUUCAAGUCAUUUCAAUGUAAUUUCGACUAUCAGAAGGCUAAACACAAAAGCAAUAUCUCCCAUAUUAUGUAAUGUUAGCAAACACAAGCAGACAUACGUUAACCCUGCGGGGCCCGGAUGCACGUGCUGCUGAUUAUCCUCACGCGGUGGAGAGCGUAGGAGCUGCAGGCAGCUAGCAAGUAAAUAUUCACAAUUCAUUCCGUUUCAAGUAAAGCUUUGUGGAGUCUACAGACUGAGAUAACACUUACACGAGCUAUUGAAUGGUGCUUUAUUUGACGCUGAUAAGAUUUCAACAAACGUCGACUUGUUGGCUUAGUUGUUAAAGCGAGCUAGCAAAGAGUUAAUGUUCUGUAAUAACCCUGCUAAAUGUAAAUGAUGAACCCGAAGUAUGAACACCGGUGGUCUGUCGUAGAAUGCACCCCCUGACGGGAGCGCGGUUGAAAGUACACAACAAGGCCAUAUAAUCCACGUUUUCCUUACCGUUGGAUGCAUUCAAAAGCGUGUGCCUUUGAUAAUUUCAUUCAGGCUAUUUAGAUAAGCCCGAAAAUAUGUUGUUCUCUUCCGUGACAGCUUACUGUACAGUUUAUAUACCCAAGUACACUUUUAUAUGUGCAUUUUUGACACACAUAAAAACCGAAGGAAAGUUUGCUGCUCCGUUUGACAUGUUCUCAUAAUCCAGUACACCUGUUUUUUAAAAUAUGAGAUCAUUUUCCUUCACUUUAAGGAGCUAAUGAGUGGAUAGGCUGCAGGGGAUGCAUUCUACGGCACAACACCUGCCUGCUUUCGUUAUCAAGAAAUCACAUGAUCAGGAGAAAGGUUAAACCUCGUCGCGACGUCGAUACGUCAGUUUAAAGUUGCAGCAGCAUCCUAGAAUGCUCCAAAGAGAUAGCUGCACACUGACUGAACUGCACUCUGUGGAUCUCCAUGUUCAGAUGUAGGAAGUCAAAGUGCACCUGUGGUGUUGCUUCAUCCUCACCGCCUCCCAAGUUUGGCAACCUGGCUUCUUCCUCUUCACAGUGGGAAAUGCCACUAUAAGUUGAAACAGGUCCAAGAAUAGUAAAUGAACAGUUUCCUUGUUGAGAGGGGUGUAACUUUACGACUUUAGACACAGAUUAUUCUGCUUGCCCUUUGCCUUCCUUUUGUAAUGUCAGGAUUAUAAUAGGACAAAGCCACAAGAAACUCCAGAGGAUUCCUGAUCAAACCAUUUAGUGGUUGAUGCCUCCUGAAGUAGAAUUAUGUAAAAUUACUGAUGAUUUUUGCAUCUUUUUACAGUGGCACUAAAACAAAGUGGGUAAAAAUGAAGCAGCAUGUAAGAAUCACAAAUUUUAAAGCGUCUUGUCAAUCCCCUUGUCAGUUCAUCUCAUGUAGGUUGUCCUCACACUUUCCACUUUUGUUAAAUUUGCCCUACGUCCUCCAAAAAUAUCCGGUAUUGCUUAAUUUUCAGCUUCAGGCUACUUCCAAACAAAAGAGCUUUUGUUGAUAAACCUGUUUUUGUCAUUUCCGUGUUAACCGACAAGGAAAUGUAGGAACUCUCUUCCUUGUGUCCUCACAGUCAGUCGGCUAAUGAUCUGAUAUCAUUGUCACAUUCAACAAAGGAUGCCUCUGAGUUUUGACACACAACUUUCUUUACAUUUAGUUCCUCGUUGAGUGAAAUGAAACAUAACCCUUGAGUGUCUGAUUUCUUUUGUUUUGAGCUUUAUGAAUUUACUUGAGUGUAUUUCUCAGCAGGUUAUCAGUCAACACAAGGACAAGGGGUAACCAGAGCAGCCUGAUUUUCUUUAUUAUGAUUAUUAAAUGCAACUGUGAUCAUCAUGUUUGCUUUCUAGAUAACUCGUGUGUUCCCAGCAUGGUUGAAGUGAUGCUACUUGUAAUUUAACUCACCUAGGGAAGCUGUGGUGCUGUUGAGUAAUGUGGGAUUUCCAAACACGUUCAUUACAGUAGUCAGACCACAAUGCAGCAACUAACAGUUUCACAAGUUCACUCCUCUGUCUUUUUUUAUGUUUCUUUUUUUUAUUUUUGUAGGUCUUGAGUGUGGUAACCUAACUGAUUUGUUCAUGUUUGCAGAUUAACAACUGUUGGUCUAGGUGUUAUUCCUAACCUUAAAAGAAUGGAAAGAUUGAUUUUAAGACUCAUUGCUUGCCCAAUAUAUCAAUUAGGAUGAGCCUCCUGGAGUGACUGAUUGUAUUACUGUGGAAAUUGGUACUGCUAAACUUUAAAAAAUAAGUUUCUGACUGUAGUGAAACAUGCAUGUAGGAGCAUGAUGUCUCUCAAACAUCAGCUUGAAUUUAAUGACCAGUAUCUCCUCUUUUCUCCCUUCAGCCACCCUACCUCAUGCUGCAGUGCAGCAGAGCUCAUGUCCGUGCUCUUCUUCCAUACCAUGCGCUACAAAGCAGAUGAUCCUCGCAACCAGUGCAAUGACCGCUUUGUGCUCUCAAAGGUCAGUGUGUUCCCUUUUUUUUGUAUUUUGUUGGUACAACUUCGAUUUACAAUUAAGUUGUCUUAAAAUGCUGUUUUUUUAACCUGUUUGUCUCAAGGGUCAUGCUGCGCCUGUCCUGUAUGCUGCCUGGGCUGAGGCGGGUUUUGUGAAAGAGUCUGAUCUGCUUAACCUUCGCAAGAUUGACAGUGACCUGGAGGGCCACCCGACACCAGUAAAUAAGAGUCCUUCUGGUGUUUAUUCCCUUGACCACAGGAGAAACAUGACGUAUAGGUUGCUUUUCAUAUGAUAUAAAAUUGCGUCUGUCUCUUUCUCGCUCAACAGAAACUGGAAUUUGUUGAUGUGGCCACAGGAUCUCUGGGACAGGGUCUUGGGGCUGCCUGUGGGAUGGCUUACACGGGCAAAUUCUUUGACAAAUCCAGGUAAUUUAAUUCAAGACGUUAACUCUUCUUUUGAAACUUGUCAUCCAUUCAGCACCAGUCUGCAGGGAGUACCUUUACAGUGCAUAAUGAUAACUCCAGGGCAGGGGUUGUCUGUCUGUUCUCUAAAUAAACUGUCUUUGAGAAGGUUGGAUGUCAUAUAUACUCUGUUGUUGACUUAACAUUGUUUCAACAAGCACUGUUUACUAAGAGUAUAGCGCCAUGGCUGGUUAGCGAGGAUGGCUUUGUUUGAUGUACUGUAAUCUUUUUAAUGGACUAACCAGUGUGAGUGUAGCUGUAAUUGGGUUAAAUCACAAGAGUUGGCGGUGGUGCCAAAAGGAUUUACAGGGCUGUAAAUGCGGUUGCAACUUCCUAGUAAAGUAUGGAAGUAUGGAAAUAAAUUUGAUUAAUUUCCAGGUUUUAAAAAGUAUGGAAACUGAAAAAUUAAGUGUGGAAAAAUAUUUGUUUCCAUACUAUUACCACAGUUCUAAAAUACUGUUUUGUAAAAUAGAAAAGUAUGUAUUUCCAAAAAUAACUGGAAAUUUCAACUGUGUAGGAACCCUGAUAUUAGCAGUUGGUCACACCUGUUGAUCUUUUAACUAACCCAUUGGUGUAAGAUAUGACAAACACCUAUAGUGAACCAGCCUGUUUUGGUUGUCAAUAAAAGGAGCCAGUCCUACACAAAAUAACAGCAGUGAUGGUCAUGACUGCAGGGUUAUGUACACAUUACAGGUGUUUUUAUAUCAAUGCUCUUAAAGGCACUGUCCUGUAGUCUCCCCACAGAAGACAAAUGUUUGGCACUAGGGGAGUCCCGAUAUGAUAUAUUAAUAUUGGUCCAAUAUCAGCAAAAAAACAAACAUCAGAUUAUAUCGGCCUGCAUCUAAAAUCUCAGAUGUUUUUGAUUUGAUUUAUUUUGGGUCCACCAUUAGUUACAACAAAAUAUAUAGUAACUACUCUUCCUGGGGUCCUUUUUAUCUUCUUUUCCAUUUUCAUUUUGAACUUCAACAUAUACUUACACUUACAUAACAGUCAUUCUAAACUUCAUUCAUAAAGUAGCUCUUAUUCUCUCUUGCUUGUUGAAAAAUAAAUCAAGACAUAAAUGAGAUGAAAGAAAAGCGAAAAGACAAAAAAGAAAAACAGAAUUGAUCUUGGGCAUAACAAGAAACGUAAUCCAUCAGAGAUAAGAGUGAACUUAAUUUCAUUCAUGGUACUCCAUACAGUAAACAAAUACACCUUUUAAUUGUUUGUCAAAGCAACUUCUGUUAAUGUCUGAAAUUAAAAAGUUAGGAAUCAGCACUCUGAUGCAAGCAGUCCAUUCCAGACUCCGCUCUAGCACCUCUAGCCAGCAGCGCCCUGAUCCAGCAAGCAGAGCCCACAAAAUCACAACAAUAGUGUGUACUAAGAUACUAACAAAGUAUCAAGGAGUAAGAGUGAUGUCGGCCUUGUAGCAGUAUUUUUUGUUUAAGUCCAAAAAAGAAAUUGCAGCUGAGUAGAAAAACUUGUGAAGUACACUUUUGUGCUAAUAUUGGUAUUGGUCAAUGUUGAAGGCUACAAUAUCUGCAUCGUAUCGGAAGUCAAAAAGUUGUAUCGGGACACCCCUAUUUGACACCCUUAAACUUUUUGACACUCAUUUUUACUCCUUCCUGUGUUGUGUUGUAGUUACCGUGUGUACUGCAUGAUGGGUGAUGGAGAGUGUUCAGAGGGCUCCGUGUGGGAGGCCAUGGCCUUUGCCUCCUACUACAAGCUGGACAACCUGGUGGCCAUCAUGGAUGUCAACAGGCUGGGUCAGAGUGAAGCUGCACCUCUGAAGCAUGACAUGGAGACAUACCGCAAGCGCUGUGAAGCCUUUGGGUCAGUGACAAACCUUCCUUUCCCCUUCAUAGACAGUUCUCCCGAGAAAUUCUGACACAACUGCUCUAAACUCAUAAAAAGUUAAAUCAGAUGGUAAAUUUGUACGCUGCUGUAUUUCCUCUCCCCUCUUUCAGUCAUUUAGCCUUUCUUCUACGACUCUACUUUUGGUUAAUUCAUUUUAUGUUCAACAUGUUUGCUCAGCAGUUAAUACAUCCGAGUGUUUGGGGUUAAUAUUUAUCAUAGUGUGUGGUGUGCUGUUAAAGUUGAGCAAUGUUUGUGCAGGUGGAACACGUAUGUUGUGAAUGGACACGAUGUGGAGGAGCUGUGCAAAGCUUUCUGGCAGGCUAAGCAGGUCAAAAACAAACCCACUUGCAUUGUAGCGAAGACAUUCAAGGGCAGAGGUCUUAAAAGUACGUAUUGUCCCUUUUUUUACAGUGAAUACAUUUCUCAAAGGAUGAUCUUUUGUGCAAGUUUGAAUUAUUUAAUUGUGUUCCUUGACUGUAGAUAUCGAGGAUCUCGAUAACUGGCAUGGAAAGCCCAUCCCCAAAGACAGAGUGGAUGACAUCCUGAAUGACCUGCAGGCUCAGAUCCAGGUCCCCAACAAGAUGCUGUGUCCUGAGAUGCCUGAAGAGGACACCGCCCCUGCAGACCUGAGCCCAGUCCUGCUGCCUUCACCUCCUGCAUACAAGAAGGGAGAUAAGGUACUUUUUUAAGGGACACCAAAGUGACCUGGAGUAGUUGUCUGUACUUAGAUGAGCACUUGGAAUAACUAUAGUAGUGUUUUGUUUUGAUAUACCUGGUAAAUCUGCCUUUUUAUUUCUAUCUGUUCAGAUGGCUACAAGGCGUGCGUACGGUAUUGCACUGGCCAGGCUGGGCCAGUCCAGCCAGAGAGUGGUUGCCCUUGAUGGGGACACCAAGAACUCCACCUUCUCAGAGACCUUCAAGAAGGCCUUCCCUGAUCGUUACAUCGAGUGCUUCAUUGCUGAACAGAACAUGGUGAAUAAUCGUAUAUAAUCCUCAUGUCUGAUUUAAAAACGCCGGUGCCUUAUUUCAAGUUACACACCCACAUGAUUAACUCAACCAGGUUUAUCCCCCUUUCAAAAGGUAGAGUUCACACUCCACACUGCCGUAAUCUGCUCCUAACUGGUCUAAUCUGUUGCUAUUCAUUCUCCAGCAUGUUAAUCCCCCUCUUCUCACUGCUGCUAAUGUCCAGUUAACAUGUGCCUCUGCUGAUAUUAACCCCGUCCUGUCACACUCGUGUCGUUACAGGUGGGAGUGGCCAUCGGCUGUGCCACCCGUGACCGCACAGUUGCGUUUGCCAGCACGUUUGCCGCCUUCUUGUCCAGGGCCUACGAUCAGAUCCGUAUGGGAGCCAUCUCCCAGACAAAUGUCAACCUGGUGGGGUCCCACUGUGGGAUUUCCAUUGGUAAGCUUUCUGCUGAGGAGGCACGAGUUGGCUGUAAAACAGACUCAAGUUCAUGUCACUCACAGAUCAUUUUCUGCCUUCAGGUGAGGACGGCCCCUCUCAGAUGGCUCUGGAAGACUUGGCCAUGUUCCGCGCUAUCCCAACAUGCACUGUGUUUUAUCCCAGUGAUGCAGUGUCUACUGAGAGAGCUGUGGAGCUGUCAGCAAACACAAAGGUUUGAGAAAAGAGGUUUUCUCUGAGUUAUGUUCAUUAAAAAGAGGCUAGUGGACUCAAACUUAUUUCUACUCAUCUGUAUCUUCUCAGGGCAUCUGUUUCAUUCGCACAAGCAGACCAGACACCGCAGUCCUUUACUCUCCGGAUGAGAAGUUUGAAAUAGGAGUGGCCAAGGUAACAAUUACCCCCCUGAUCAGGGUUCCUACGCGAGUAUGGAAGUAAUUUGAGGGUCUUUUUAAAAAGUGUGAUAAAUGAAAAAUUAAGUGUGGAAAAAUAUUUGUGUGAACAGACUAUAUUACCACUAUUAUAAAAUACCUACUUUUCUAUUUAAAGAAAACAGUAUUUCCAAAAAUAAUUCUAAAAAGUAGGGUAUGGAAACUGUGCAGGAACCCUGCCCCUGAUUCUACACCAUCCUUGCAUCGAAGCUGCUGAAAAGGGUUUGAAAAAUAAAUGACAACUGGAUGUUUGUGCUUCAAAGGUGGUGCGCCAGUCUGCCAACGAUCACGUGACUGUUGUGGGUGCUGGUGUGACUCUCCAUGAGGCCCUGGCUGCUGCUGACAUGCUGGCCAGUGAAGGUAAACUCACAUUGCCCCCUAGUGGAUAGAAAUGGGUAUUGAAAUUGAACAUCCAUGGCCAUUAUCCUCAACUGGACUUUGGACUUUUUCGAUUAAACGGACAGAGUUAUCAGCUGCUCUUUAAUCUAGAACAGCAUAACAAACACCUUUUACUGUAAUGACAAUGUAAUAUAUAUAUUUUUCAGGCAAGAACAUUCGAGUCAUUGACCCGUUCACCAUCAAGCCCCUGGAUGCAGCUACCAUUCUGGAGAGUGCCAGAGCUACAGGAGGGCAGAUCAUCACUGUGGAGGACCACUACAAGGAGGGUGAGUGGUCCAGUUUUGUUUACUUUUAAUUUUUUUAUUUUUAUCCGUUUAUUUAUAUUCAACCUCAGGAUUUUAUAAAAUGGUAGCCUCCUAUCAUCUCUGCUUAAGUUCCCACUGGGAAGAAUAGUCUAUGAAAAGCACUCACAGGAGUUAUUUAUUGAUGUGUGCUCUGCCUCUCUAACAUGUUCUUUCUCCUCUCCCUAGGUGGUCUCGGUGAAGCGGUACUGUCCGCAGUGGGCAGGGAGCCUGGCAUUGUCGUAACCCGGCUGGCGGUGAGCGGUGUUCCCCGCAGCGGAAAGCCACAAGAGCUUCUUGAUAUCUUUGGCAUCAGCGCCAAGCACAUCGCUAACGCCGUGCGCCAGACCUUCGCGAACUAAGGACCGCACCCGAUCCCUCCCUCCUGCUCUGUUGCGUCAAAACCACCUUUUACAUGAAGACCUGUUAACUAUUUACCAUUUGGUUGCAGUGUUCUGUCCAUGUAUUGUCAUUUCUAUCACAGUGAGAGAGCGAGUGGAGCAGAAGUGCAGCGUUAUUGAAGCCUGUGGUGCUAAUCUUAUGCCUUUUGUGUACCCUGUCCCUCUGGCUCUCCUUUUCCACCUCAACUGAUGUUGUUAGCAAGUGUGCUCCAGCUCAAAUCACUAAAACACAAUUCACUUGAUUUUCUGGUUAGAUAUAAAUGUCAUCUGUCACCAGAAGCCUAUCUAGGUUAUGCUCUGCUGUGUACCAUCAGGCUGUGACCUCAGUUCCUCAUAUCAGCCUUUAUUUCCCUUUUUACAUUCCUAACAAGCAUACAGACCAUGUCUACCGACUUCACUUAUGUUCAUUGCUCUCUUUUUCUAAACAUCACUGUUACUGUUAGGCAUUAAGCUCAUGUACUAGAUCAUCUUAUUUUAGUUGUUUUCACCCGCAGCUUUUAGCACUUAGCUGUGGUAGACAACUGCGUCAUCUGACCCGGUGUGAAAAUCACUUUGGUUAUGAACAGUUUGAAGCAUUCCUUUGGUGACUCCUGGCAGGCGCUACAUGACGCUGCUGGUGUUUGAGGUCACCUUUGUCAUCUUGCUAUAGUUGUGAUGUGCUGAAUUAAAUAAUUAACCAUCUCACUUGA